AUGCCAGUGGCGAAACCACAAUCUUCUGAUGCCAGAAUCAUCGGUCACGUCGACAUGGACUGCUUCUACGUUCAGGUGGAGCAGAGAAAGCAACCGCAUUUAAGGGGUUUAACUUCUGCUGUGGUGCAGUACGAUGAGUGGAAAGAUGGGGCCCUGAUAGUUGUUAGCUUUGAGGCCCGGAAAUAUGGUGUAAAGUGUUCAAUGAGAGGUGUUGAGGCAGAGGAAGUUUGUCCGCAAAUUGAGCUAGUCCAAGUCCCUGUAGCCCAUGGUGAAGCUGAUCUGAUUACAUAUCGGAAUGCCUUGUGGUCCUUUCUUUCAAGGAAGGGUCGUUGUGAGAGAGCUUUUAUUGACAAAGUGUAUCUCGAUCUUACUGAUGCUGCAGAAGCUAUGCUACCAGAAACUCCUGUAGAGAGCUUGGAAGUGGUAGAUGAGGAAGCUCUUAAAUCACACAUGUUGGGGCUUGCAAGUGGGGUAAAAGAUCCUGCUUUUCUAUUUUCUGUAAUAUUUUACAAAUGCUUAGGUUAUAAUGGUUAA
Molecule: messenger RNA, 534 nt
Organism: Pistacia vera
Lineage: Eukaryota; Viridiplantae; Streptophyta; Magnoliopsida; Sapindales; Anacardiaceae
Product: DNA polymerase eta-like
Exons: 4
Coding region: 1-534 (177 amino acids)
Biological process (GO): response to radiation; error-prone translesion synthesis
Cellular component (GO): replication fork; nucleus; site of double-strand break
Molecular function (GO): DNA-directed DNA polymerase activity
Source: RefSeq, a predicted model, not a curated record